ACUUAACUAGCUGACGUGAAAAGAAAUAAAAAAAUUCGAAAGUGCUCACGGUAGAAUUGUGUAAAGUCGUAAAAUAAAAUUAUUUAAAUUUAUAAAAAUCCUUCAAAAUUUCAUAAAAUUUAUUGCAAACAAAAGUAAAAAGUGUUUUCUUUACGCAAACAAACCAACAAAAUGAUUGCAAAUGUAAAUCAAAAAAGUUAAAAAAAUCUAAAAUGUGAACAUAAUAUGUAAAUAUUUCUAACAAUAUUUUUGAUGUAUUCCUUAAUUCCUUAAACCCCCUAAAAAUGAAAUCAAUGAUAUUUUCAACACGGAAUUAAGUACUCAAAACAUCCUUUAAUAAAAAGAAAUACCACAAAAUAAAAGCACUCGGCAACAAUUAGCUCGAAAAAGCUAAACAACAAAAUAUAAGCAAAACCAAAACACAUUUUUUUUUUUAAAACAAACACUUGUACUAUAAUUUUUCUACUCAAAAAAGGUGGUUAUUGGUGGGCAAUUUUUUAAAAAUUGCUUACACCAAACCCUAUAAACAGCCAAAAAAUUCCGAAAUCUUCAAAUUCUGCUUCAGCGCUACAAAAGCUAAAAGCCAAAGCUACCGGUACUUCGGUGAAACGCAGUAAAAAGUCUACAAAAUCAACGAAACAACAGCAACAGCAGCAACUACUACAGCAACAACAACAAUCAACAUUAGCAUUAGCCACAGCUUCAACAUCGAACUCAACAGCAUUUCAACAAAGUGGUGGCUCCUUUCAAGGAGUCAUCGGUGGCAGUGGUGCGGGUGUUGGCACAGAAUAUCUUUCACAAGGCCACAGUUAUAGUUAUCAACAACGCAGUGGCGCCUUUAAAAGCGACACUGGUUUUAGUGGUGGGGGUGGUGCAGGAGCAGCUGGCGGUGCUACGACCACCAGUGACGAUAUUGCUACAACUUUUUCUAAAACAACCUUUUCACCAAAUUCAACACAAAAGUCUUCAUCAUCCUCAUCGUCAUUUCAUCAUUCGUCGUCAUCAUCAUAUCAGCAGCAGCAACAACAACAACAGCAUCAAUACCAUCAGCAGCAGCAAUAUAAUCAAAUUAAUAAUCAUAACCACAAUAGUAAUCCUCCUUCACAUACCAAUAGUGCCAACAUUAACAAUUUUACAAACUUCUCAUCUUCCUCUCAACCAGCGAUGAUGAUGAAACAAAAGACAUCAUUGGGCGAACGUAUAAAUAUUGGCGAUGAGGUGCGUGAGCUAAAAUUGGGAUGUACAUUUAAUAAUAAAAAUACAACGAAUGCAUUUCAUACGAUUAAAUAUGAUUUUAAACCUGCAAGUGUGGAUAAAAAUCGUGUUGCUACUGUAGAUGUUGGCUCAAAUAAUCAAGUUACUGUUACUGUGCCAAAUUUAGUUAGUUCCGGUGUGCCUCAUACCAUUUAUAAAGGAAAUCAAAAGAAAUACACAAAAGAAUGUAUACUCAUAUUCGACAAAAGGACUGGUGAUAUUACAUUAGAGAAAUUAAAUCACAAUAUACAAGUAAAGAAGACGCGUGAAAUGACAAACAAACCUAGUGUACCUACACCUGUAGCAAUGCCGCCGGUAGCAGCAUCCUCAAAUGCAUUAGCGCCCUCAGCAGCUGUCUCAACAGGACCAGCACCAAAAUUAGAAAACAGUACAAUGAGAAUAACUUCCAAAACAAAAGUUUCCACUGGCAAUAGAAGGAAUACGAUAAUUGAAUUAAAAGCUCGCAACUCUCCCAUGCAAGGUUCGCCUUCAGCGGGUGUGGGUCAUCACAACAAUAAGAGUCCUCAGUCGGCUCCAGCAUGGAAUGCUAACAAUGGCCAGGCCACAUUACCUAGUAUACCCAUGAUUGUUGACGAUGAUGAUUCAAUAUUUGGUAUUGGCGGUGGUGGUAGUGGUGGAGGUGCUGGUGCUGGCGGCGGUGGUGGUGGCGGUCUUGCAAAUAUAUCUGCUUCAUCUUCCUCCUCAACAUCCAGUCAUCAUAAUAAUUCAGGACAUGAAUAUGAUUUACCACAAUUACAACAAUAUUCAACAGCACCACCAACGAAACAAUCAAAACAAUCACAUCACAACAAUAGUAGUAAUCAAAAGCGACACAACAAUCAUCAACGGCAUCAGCAGCAGCAGCAGCAACAGCAACCUUCAUCCUUACAAACGCAACAACAACAGGUGCAACAGUGGCAACAGCAAUUGCAACAGCAGCAGCAACAACAACAGCAGCAGCAACAGCAACAACAAAAUCAAUAUAAUCGUUAUAACACUAAUGGCAAUUCCUCGACUUCCUCAUCGUUAUAUAGUAGUAAUCAUAAUAAUAAUCAUCAUAGCAAUAAUAAUAUACGUAAUAGCAAUCAUCAUAGUAACAGCAACAACCACAGCAACAAUAAUUAUCAUAAUGAUCUUGCCUCAUCGCCAACACUGGCCAGUGAAGCAGCAGCUCUUGAACAGAACAUUGCUGCCGACUUAAGUUCAUCGACUUCCAGUUCAGAAUCCGAAUCGAGUGGUAGUGAAAGUGGCUCAGAUUCCGAUGACAGCACAGAAGAUGAUAGACCGACAAGAGCUGCAAUUAAUCAAAUGAAUCAACUGCCUAAUUUGGGUAUGGCACCAAUGACGACAUCUUCACCACAGAUGCAAUACCAACAAAAUAAUCAUCUCAAUAAUAAUCUACAGCAUACAGGAGGAGGUGGUGGUGGUGGAAAUUUUGCAACUAAUGGUGGUUUUCCUAAUGAUUUAUUACAAAAUGAUUUACAAUUAUCAUCAAAUUCGUCCGAUGAUGAUUCCGAUUAGUUUA
Molecule: messenger RNA, 2779 nt
Organism: Lucilia sericata (common green bottle fly)
Lineage: Eukaryota; Metazoa; Arthropoda; Insecta; Diptera; Calliphoridae
Gene: Eaf
Product: ell-associated factor Eaf
Exons: 8
Coding region: 1165-2775 (536 amino acids)
Biological process (GO): positive regulation of DNA-templated transcription; regulation of transcription elongation by RNA polymerase II
Cellular component (GO): super elongation complex
Molecular function (GO): transcription elongation factor activity
Source: RefSeq, a predicted model, not a curated record